GCCUGGUAUCUCCUGAUCCCCUCCAUUAAAAAUAAAUAAAUCAAAACUGAAAAGUUCAACAAAAUGCCUAUCCUCUUCUCUCCAUCGUUCUUAGUUCCCUCUUGCGCCCAGAACGAGUUCAGCUUGUGCAAUUCGAAAUCCAACAAAACCUAUGCUUUUCAUCAAAAUUUCAACCUCUUUUACUGCAACAUCUCUCGGAAAACCCCUUGUUUAUCCUCCAAAUUCCCCACAUUUCUCAGGUACUACCCUUCUAAAACCCUAUACUUCACUUGCAGAGAUGGCAUCAGCCCUAGUUUUGGGCAACUCGACGGAGAUGAGACGAUGGAUUUCGACUUGGGGGAGUUGGGUGACGAGGAAGACGAGGGGUCGCCAUGGGAGGGGGCUAUUGUUUACAAGAGGAACCCUUCGGUCUCGCAUCUGGAGUACUGCACCACAUUAGAGAGGCUAGGGUUAGGGAAGCUGUCCACGGAGCUGUCCAAGUCCAGGGCUUCGGAAAUGGGAUUACGGGUUACGAAAGCCGUCAAGGAUUUUCCACUCGGGACGCCUGUUCAAAUCUCCAUUGAUGUUACUAGGAAGAAGCAGAAGCUGAGGCUUGAUGGGAUUAUAAGAACUGUAAUCACUCUCGGUUGCAAUAGGUGUGGUGAGCCAGCCACAGAGUGUCUUUUCUCCAACUUUACACUUCUAUUAACUGAGGAACCUAUUGAAGAACCAGAUGUGAUCAACAUGGGAGUAAUAUUUGGAAAAGAUAAAUUUAAAUCAUCGAUGGAAAGUAGUUUCGAGAAUGAUGAUGAGGCUUCAAUUGAUUUGGAUGAUCAACUCUAUUUUCCUGCUGAACAGAAAGAAAUUGAUAUCUCGAAGCACAUACGAGACAUGGUGCAUGUGGAGAUAACCAUUAAUGCAAUAUGCAUUCCCAGCUGCAAAGGUUUAUGCCUCAGGUGUGGUACAAAUCUUAACACUGGUAGCUGUAAUUGUAGUAAACAGGAGGUAAAGGAGAAAGACUAUGGUCCUUUGGGAAAUUUGAGAAAGCAAAUACAACAAAUAUAAUUUGUAGAUAGAUGCCUUUAUUGUUUACUCCCACCCCUAUUGAUGCUACUUUAUUCUCUACCACUUGCCAUUGUUGAACGAUUUGAGGUUUUGUACGAUCAUUCUUCGAGGAUUGGUAAAGAGCAGUGCAGCGACCAUCUUUUUUGGCUUUCCAUUGCUUCUUCA
Nelumbo nucifera (sacred lotus) is the source of this 1209-nucleotide messenger RNA. RefSeq names its product BTB/POZ domain protein, putative (DUF177). NCBI's taxonomy places the organism in Eukaryota, Viridiplantae, Streptophyta, Magnoliopsida, Proteales, Nelumbonaceae. The record is from RefSeq and is a predicted model, not a curated record.